AUGAGCGACAAGCAAAGCUACUUUCCACCCGCUCCUACCUCCACUCAAAGCACAUCCUCAAGCACAUCCCCCCCUUCCACUCCCGACGUUGAGGAAGCCAAGAUCAACAAGGAUGAUCUGAAGAAAGACCCCAACCAGCACCCUCUUCCUGCCAUGAUGCGCGACUUCCCCAAGCCCGAGGGCGAUCUAGACAUUGACGAAGCUCUUGGACGCCAACCUGGUCGAUGGACUAUUGCUGGACAGAUGGAAGCCAAUCGAGCAAGAAGCCCGCAGCAGAGAGCCCGACAGAUCAGCCUCAGCCAAGCCAACUCGGCAAAACAAGACCUCGAUGCAAUCAAGGCUAAGCUCCUUGCAUCGCAUCAGAAGAUGCAGAGCCGCUGA
Messenger RNA from Clonostachys byssicola, 381 nucleotides. Lineage: Eukaryota; Fungi; Ascomycota; Sordariomycetes; Hypocreales; Bionectriaceae. The record is from the annotation of a GenBank genome assembly.